CCUGUCCGCGACCCUUUUUUCACGACGAUCUAUUGAUUUAGACAUCGUCCUGAGCUCGCGUUUCAGUGGCGCCCGCUGCCACCCAGCCGUUUCCCCGGACACGCACUGCGCGUCUCUAAUUUGGGUCUCAGCUGCGACACACGCUUCGGCCGAUUCUCUCGCCGGCUGCGCUGUACCAACGACAACGACCCACUGUCUGGCCGCGACAGCAUUAUUACAGUCUCCACCGCUUGCUCGAUUGUCUUAGACGAACAACACUCUCUUGAAUCACGAUUUCCUUUGUGCAUGAGCGGAUCUUAUUAGAGCGUCGGUAAGCUCUUUCGCAGAGCGCACGCUCAACCCUCGUGCGGUCAGGAAUCGAAGAACUGGUUACCAGUAUCUUCGUUCCUCUGCAACUGCAUCUUCAUCAUGCCAUCCUUCUAUCCUCGACAGAACAUGCCCCGGCAACAACUACCGCUCACGCCGCCCGAGUUUGUACCCAGCUACCACUCUGGCUGCGGAGGGAUGCCCUACCAGCAAUCCGCCUACGGCGGUCAGCCCGGCAUUCGGUCGCACGAUGAUGCCUAUGAUUUUGCAGACCGCUACAACCAGCUCUCGAUCGCGAUGCCUCCCAUGUACCCGCAAUCAGGCACCUAUCUGAGCAGCGCACCGCCGAGCCUUCCGCCGCCGAGCUCAUUCUAUGAGUCCAACGGCGCGACGAUUCUCCCGCCGAUGCGACACUCCAUGGGAGACGCCGCUAUGCAGCAGCACCGCGCUCAAGAGCUCACCCAGCGCCCUGCCCAACAACCCAAAGAGGAGAAGCCUGUGGGCGGCGUGUCUGCAAAGUUGGACUACGACAUGGAAGUCAUGACGGACUUUGUCUGCGAGAUGGCCUUGGAUGUUAUCACACCCGGUCGCAUGAUGCCGCCGUCUUUCCGAAAAUGGGUCCACCAGGUACUUUGCGCAACGAGGCUACCUUCCGCAACCAUAAUUCUGAGCAUGUUCUACCUCUCUUCGAGGAUGCCCAUGCUGGCUGGUCUUCCCAAGAACGACAACCACCUGUUCCGCCUCCUUACUAUUGCCCUGGUACUAGGAAGCAAGUUUUUGGACGACAACACGUUCAUCAACCGCUCAUGGUCUGAGGUCAGCGGCAUCCCUGUCGCCGAUCUGAAUCAGUUGGAGAUGGAGUGGCUGGUGGCUAUCGAGUUCAAGUUGCACCGCGAUCCCACAGAGCACCAAGGCUGGAACACCUGGUCAAACCACUGGAAGACGUAUGAAGAGCGCGCUGCUGAGCGAGCCGGCUUGCCCAACAAGCUCAGCCCCAUUGACACCUCCGUGCAGCGACAACGCUCGAUCAACAAGCCGCUGCCGCCGCUACCGAUGCAGCAGGCCUACAACCCCCCGCCGUAUGACUACACUCCCAAGUCUGCCCAGCCGUCGUUCAACAAUGUUGCCAGCUACUCGCAGUACGACCCUUGGCGGGCAGCCAAUGAGCAUUCGCCCGCGUCUGCUCCUACGACUGGUCCCACUACCCCAGAGUACUACGGCAGCGCGGGACCUUGGGCUCCGGAAGGUUACUCGCGUCGCACCAUGUUUGGCUUCCCACCCCUGUCUCAGACAACUCCGAGCCAGCCCCAGCAGUCCAAUUAUGGCCCGCCUGCAUACACGACGCAAUACCAUCCGCCUGCCUGGAACACCCACGGCGUUAACUGUGGUUGCAUGUACUGCGCGCAGAGGCACCCGUCCUACUUCAUGGCGCCUGGCUUCGGUCCUCAGGCGGUCGCUGUUUAGCACCCAGCUGCUUCCAAUGUGUCAGCAUGGUAGGACUCAGCCACCUACCAUCUGCCAGUCUGGACCUUUCCGAGGCCUGCUUCAUAGAAGACCUACUUGCUGGCAUCACGACUUUCAAAUUGUUUCACGACUUGCUUCUUCGACCUCUACAUAUUGCUUGGCCUUUUACCCC
Molecule: messenger RNA, 1942 nt
Organism: Paraphaeosphaeria sporulosa
Lineage: Eukaryota; Fungi; Ascomycota; Dothideomycetes; Pleosporales; Didymosphaeriaceae
Exons: 2
Coding region: 409-1770 (453 amino acids)
Biological process (GO): regulation of cyclin-dependent protein serine/threonine kinase activity
Cellular component (GO): nucleus; cyclin-dependent protein kinase holoenzyme complex
Molecular function (GO): protein kinase binding; cyclin-dependent protein serine/threonine kinase regulator activity
Source: RefSeq, a predicted model, not a curated record